Loxodonta africana (African savanna elephant) is the source of this 4960-nucleotide messenger RNA. It is a transcript of the gene SOX5, whose product is annotated as SRY-box transcription factor 5. The record is from RefSeq and is a predicted model, not a curated record. Gene Ontology annotation, molecular function: RNA polymerase II cis-regulatory region sequence-specific DNA binding; DNA-binding transcription factor activity, RNA polymerase II-specific. Gene Ontology annotation, biological process: cell fate commitment; positive regulation of chondrocyte differentiation; regulation of transcription by RNA polymerase II. NCBI's taxonomy places the organism in Eukaryota, Metazoa, Chordata, Mammalia, Proboscidea, Elephantidae. Gene Ontology annotation, cellular component: nucleus. The coding region runs from base 2151 to 4502 and encodes 783 amino acids. The transcript is spliced from 19 exons.
GCAAGUAAGAGGCCCUUAAGUUAGUGGUUCCCAAACUUUGCUGUACAUCAGGGAGCCACCCGGAAAACUUUAAAAAAUUCUGAUGCCCAGUUUGCUCCCCAUACCAAUGAACCCAGAACAUCUGGGGCUAGGAGCCAGGAAUCAGUAUUGUCUAAAGAUUCCCUAGGUGAUUCCAAGGUCCAUCAAAGUUUGGGAACCACUGCCUUAAGUUUAAGCUUCGUUAGCUUCAGGAGAGUCUGCCUCUGGGUAGGGCGCACAGCUCCCAUUCAUUUAUUCGGCUGACAUUUGUGGAGCAAUGGACAUAUGUCAAACAGAGUAUCCCCAGUGCUUAGCACUGGGCCUGUCAGCACCCAUAUAAUUGACCAGCCAGAUUAAUAGGGUUUCUGGCUGAAAGGAGCAUUCCUUUGUACUUUAGAGUAGAAACUAAACCUUCCCUCACCAGAAUUUCCAUCUUUUUGGGGAUGCUGUGUAUGCUACUCCUGGUGUUGACUCCUUAACUGAUCACACUGUCAAAGAACUCUUGUACUCUGUUAGGAGUGGAAAAAAAGUUUUAUUGAGGAACAAUGUAGUUCAUGCUGGGUAGUGCUAAGUAAAAAUUCAAAGCACUGUGCUGUUCAAGAGGAGAGAAAACCAAAACCAAACCCAUUGCCGUUGAGUCGAUUCUGACUUAUAGCGACCGUAUAGGACAGAGUAGAACUGCCCCAUAGAGUUUCCAAGGAGCACCUGGUGGAUUCGAACUGCCAACCUUUUGAUUAGCAGCUGUAGCUCUUAACCACUGUGCCACCAGAGUUUGGAAAGGUAGGGUGUUAAUGAUUGAUUAUAGAUACGAUCAGCAUCAGCUUGAAGUCCUUUGAAAUGUAAAGGUCGGCCACUUAGCUAGGACUGAGAAGGUUACCAGCUAGGUGAGUGGCACCAGCCCAUCCUGUUAUACAUGACUGCAGUCAUGAACAGAUUUUCCUGGGAUCAAAUUAUUUACAUCUUGACAUAUUCUUGCCGUGAAGAAAUGGUUUACAUCCUGACCUUUUACUUCCCAGGAAUGUAUGUUGACCCUGUCAUUCUUAUUAUACCUGAGAUGAGUGCCUCCAGUUUGAAACUUUUCCAUUUACGGCACAGCUCUAGCAUUGGGGCUGAUUUUUUUUAGUGCCCUAAUUUGUGUAAAAAUGAACUUGGCUGUGAAGAAUGCUAUUGUGUUUAUGGUAUCUAUUCUGAUAGUAAUUUUAUAGUCCAUUUUAUAGGCUAAAUGUUUCAGUUGAUUCCCUUCUCCCAUGCCUUCUUAAGUAUUAAUGUCUACACAAUUGAUCUGGUUACCCGUUACCCAUGAAGUCAGUCCAAAUUGGCUGUUAUAGUGCCUGAAAAUACAACAUUGGUAAUUUUAAAACUUAGAGGUUCCUGUCCUUUACAAAGGGACUAAAUCGCAGUAGGCAAUCUCCAAGUGAAAAGAUUAUGAAACUGUUACAUCAAAGAAAACAUUGCUGAGCCCCUAAUGUGUUCCUUUAUAACUUCUGUAAUAUACUUUCAAUUGUCAUACUUUCUACAGCUAUCCUGGCCCAUUCAUGGGAAAGAAUAUACAUAUGCACGUCUCUAUAUCUGUAGGCACUAUAGUGAAAAACAGCUUAUUUGCCUAGCCGGCUUAGCUGCGUAGCAACUUACCCACCCAUUUUCAAACUCCCUAGAGGAAAUGAGGCAAAAAAAUCAAGUAGAAGUAAUAAAGGCAAUGAUCUUUUACAAAAAGAUUAUUUAAGAAGUUCUCAGUGACACCAUUCAUCUUCUGGAAGGGAGAUCACUCCAUUCACUACUGGUCCUGUGUCAUCUGCAGUAGCUUUGGUCUCAUUGGAGUAGAAAAAGAAAGCCCUUUUCUGUGUUGUUCCUGCUGUACCCUCAGCAUUCCUCUUGCUGAUGACACGGUUCCUGUUUGAAUCUGUUUACAAGAUUCUGAAAACUGAACAAAGAAUUUUGGCACUGCAUUGGGUCGGAAAAAGCAUUGCAAGAAAUAAAUAAUAUCAAGGACAACAGAAGCAGACAGAUUGGAGUGGGAGUCACAGCAGGCAUACCUCAGAGAUAUUGCAUGUUCAGCUCCAGACCACCGCAAUAAAGCAAAUAUCACAAUAAAGUUUUAAUGAUUCUCUUCUAAGAACCUUUUUGGUGAUUAAAUGUUCAGAGCAAGACCUUCUGUCAGUCAACAGACAUUUUGUUCCUGGCUCACAGAGGGAAAACACUAUACAAUGAAAAGAGGGGAUAUGCCAUUCAGGAUGUCUUCCAAGCGGCCAGCCUCUCCGUAUGGGGAAGCAGAUGGAGAGGUAGCCAUGGUGACAAGCAGACAGAAAGUGGAAGAAGAGGAGAGUGACGGGCUCCCAGCCUUUCACCUUCCCUUGCAUGUGAGUUUUCCCAACAAGCCUCACUCUGAGGAAUUUCAGCCAGUUUCUCUGCUGACGCAAGAGUCUUGUGGCCAUAGGACUCCCACUUCUCAGCACAAUACAAUGGAAGUUGAUGGCAAUAAAGUUAUGUCUUCAUUUGCCCCACACAACUCAUCUACCUCACCUCAGAAGGCAGAAGAAGGUGGGCGACAGAGUGGCGAGUCCUUAUCUAGUACAGCCCUGGGAACUCCUGAACGGCGCAAGGGCAGCUUAGCUGAUGUCGUUGACACCUUGAAGCAGAGAAAAAUGGAAGAGCUCAUCAAAAAUGAGCCAGAAGAAACCCCCAGUAUUGAAAAGCUACUCUCAAAGGACUGGAAAGACAAGCUUCUUGCAAUGGGAUCAGGGAAUUUUGGCGAAAUAAAAGGGACUCCCGAGAGCCUAGCUGAGAAAGAGAGGCAGCUCAUGGGUAUGAUCAAUCAACUGACCAGUCUACGAGAGCAGCUACUGGCUGCCCAUGAUGAGCAGAAGAAAUUGGCUGCCUCUCAGAUUGAGAAGCAGCGCCAGCAAAUGGAGCUGGCCAAACAGCAGCAAGAACAGAUUGCAAGACAACAGCAGCAGCUUCUGCAGCAACAACACAAAAUCAAUUUGCUUCAGCAACAGAUCCAGGUUCAAGGUCAGCUGCCGCCAUUAAUGAUUCCCGUAUUCCCUCCUGACCAACGGACACUGGCUGCAGCUGCCCAGCAAGGAUUCCUCCUUCCUCCAGGCUUCAGCUAUAAGGCUGGAUGUAGUGACCCUUACCCUGUUCAGCUGAUCCCAACUACCAUGGCAGCUGCUGCCGCAGCAACACCAGGCUUAGGCCCACUCCAACUGCAGCAGUUAUAUGCUGCCCAGCUAGCUGCAAUGCAGGUUUCUCCGGGAGGAAAGCUUCCAGGCAUACCCCAAGGCAACCUUGGUGCUGCUGUAUCCCCUACCAGCAUUCACACAGACAAGAGCACAAACAGCCCACCACCCAAAAGCAAGGAUGAAGUGGCACAGCCACUGAACCUAUCAGCUAAACCCAAGACCUCUGAUGGCAAAUCACCCACAUCACCCACCUCUCCCCAUUUGCCAGCUCUGAGAAUAAACAGUGGGGCAGGCCCCCUCAAAGGCUCUGUCCCAGCAGCAUUAGCUAGUCCUUCAUCCAGAGUUAGCACAAUAGGUUAUUUAAAUGACCAUGAUGCUGUCACCAAGGCAAUCCAAGAAGCUCGGCAAAUGAAGGAACAGCUUCGGCGGGAGCAGCAGGUCCUUGAUGGGAAGGUGGCUGUUGUGAAUAGUCUAGGUCUCAAUAACUGCCGGACAGAAAAGGAAAAAACAACACUGGAGAGUCUGACUCAGCAAUUGGCGGUUAAACAGAAUGAAGAAGGAAAAUUUAGCCAUGCCAUGAUGGAUUUCAAUAUGAGUGGAGAUUCUGAUGGAAGUGCCGGAGUCUCAGAAUCAAGAAUUUAUAGAGAAUCCAGGGGACGUGGUAGCAAUGAACCCCACAUAAAGCGUCCAAUGAAUGCUUUCAUGGUGUGGGCUAAAGAUGAACGGAGGAAAAUCCUGCAGGCCUUUCCUGACAUGCAUAACUCCAACAUCAGCAAGAUAUUGGGAUCUCGCUGGAAAGCUAUGACAAACCUAGAGAAACAGCCAUAUUAUGAGGAGCAAGCUCGUCUCAGCAAACAGCACCUGGAGAAGUAUCCUGACUACAAGUAUAAGCCCAGGCCAAAGCGCACGUGCCUCGUGGAUGGCAAAAAGCUGCGCAUUGGUGAAUACAAGGCAAUCAUGCGGAACAGGAGACAGGAGAUGCGGCAAUACUUCAAUGUUGGGCAACAAGCACAGAUCCCCAUUGCCACUGCUGGUGUUGUGUACCCUGGAGCCAUUGCCAUGGCCGGAAUGCCCUCCCCUCACCUGCCCUCAGAGCACUCAAGCGUGUCUAGCAGCCCUGAGCCGGGGAUGCCUGUUAUCCAGAGCACUUACGGAGUGAAGGGAGAGGAGCCACAUAUCAAAGAAGAGAUACAGGCUGAGGACAUCAAUGGAGAAAUUUACGAUGAGUACGAUGAGGAAGAGGAUGAUCCGGAUGUAGAUUAUGGAAGUGACAGUGAAAACCAUAUUGCAGGACAAGCCAACUGAUAAGGGUCAAAAGAUUGUUGUGACCUUAGGACUUAAAGAAGCCCUAGCUGGUUCAUCCUUACCAGUGGCCAAGCACAUUAACUUUCUCAUACACUGACUGUUACUUUAACUGUUAGUCUUAACUAGUUGGGACAUCAGCUGACUAAUAGACCUCAGCCUCAAAAGGCUUGGAAAGAAAAAAAAAAAAAUACAGCAAACAAACAACAAUAUCAACAACAAGAGAUUGAAAUAAGCUAUGGGUAAAAUAAUGCCAGUAAUUCAGCUGCUACAUCCAAGCACUGAAGUCUUACCCGUCAACUUCUUUUUUUUUUUUUUUUUUAAAUAAACUUUAUGGCUGUUUGUUCUACAAUGUUCUAGAAAUUCUCACUCAGGUACACAGUGCCAACAAGUGGCUUGUGAAUGUGUUUUGUUGUUUUGUGCUACAAUUUUUAAAAAGAAAUAAGUUUUGUUUUGGGGGG